GUUCUCCGUAUAGUUACUAGUUAGCAGUAAUUUUUUUACGACUUGCACUCAUGGUGGUGUGCCAGGAUGGGAUUAUUGUUCAUGAACAACCUUUGUCUUAUGAGGAGCCUGAUGUGCAUGAAAAUAUGCAUCUUGAUGUAGACGAUAUGUCUUAUGAGGAGUUGUUGGCCCUGGAGGAUCAAAUUGGAAAUGUGAGCACUGGAUUGAGUGAGGAAGCUAUUUUGGCAGCUGUGAGGCAGCAUUGUUAUCUGUCAAUGAAAUUAGGACCUCCAGUGGAAGAGGAACCGUGUUGUAUUUGUCAGGAGGAUUAUGUUGAUGGAAAGGAGCUUGGUAAGCUGAAUUGUGGGCAUGAGUUUCACUUCAAUUGCAUCAAACAAUGGCUCGUGCAGAAGAAUAACUGUCCCAUUUGCAGAAAGACUGCAGUGGUUGUUUGAGAGAUCAUCAGUUUCAAGGAACUCUUAUCCCAAAUCAGAGAUCAUUUGCCAAUCAGUUGUCCCUGUAAACUUCUCUCCGGUCCCUUUGACAUCUGAACUUAUACCAUAGGCUUGCCAUUUCCUUUUGUUUGUUUCUUCUUUUUUUUUUGCCUUUUCUUAGCUGAGAAAGUUUUCGUUUCAGUCAUGUGCAAGUUUGAGCUAAUAUGUGUUCUUUUAUAUAAAUUCUCAGUUAAUUCUCUCUCUCUAGUUAAUUUUUCAAUCUCUGUUCCUAGUUAAAUUCUCAAUUUA
Molecule: messenger RNA, 722 nt
Organism: Camellia sinensis
Lineage: Eukaryota; Viridiplantae; Streptophyta; Magnoliopsida; Ericales; Theaceae
Source: RefSeq, a predicted model, not a curated record